UGUGCCGCGAGCCUGGGAUUGUUGGGAGGCCUGAGAGUCGUCUGUGCAGGAGUGAGCUGGGCGCCAGCCGAGAGUCCGGCAGCCCCAGGAAGGGCAAGCCGAGUGCGUCCCAACCGAAAGCCAGGUGGAUAUGGUCAGUGCUGAGGGAAUAGCACAUGGCAAGCCAGCCUGGCAACAGUCAAGAGCCAGGGGGACACCUGGGCAAGCGGCUGAGUAAGAUGUUCAAGAAGGAUCCUGGCAGAACUUUCACAUGCAGUACUGCAUUCGGCCGCAAGCACACCAACACGGGGCUGCAAGGCCCAGCAAUUUGGACACAAGCCAAGAAGUCAAGAACUGUUGAAGUUGCAGUCUCCACUCUCCUACUGACACCAGCGACCACCCAGCCCACUCAAACCACAUGGCCUCUUGGUUUCCUGAUGUAUGAGGCCUCGGCACCUCUAGCUGGUGGAAGGAGGAAGCCCGGAGAGUGGCAGCACCCUGCCCACUGUUUGUUUCACACACCACAGCCCUGACUGGCAAGGGACUGAGAGAGCGGAUGGGACACACGUUCUGCAUGGCUCGAGCCGGCGCCUGAGCGCCAGCAGCUGCCGAGGAGCCCCGGGGCGCACCGCCGCCGCCGCUGCCUCUGCCGGCGGGCUCCAUGGCCAGCACGGCCGUCCAGCUCCUGGGCUUCCUGCUCAGCUUCCUGGGCCUGGCGGGCACGCUGAUCACCACCAUCCUGCCGCACUGGCGCAGGACGGCGCACGUGGGCACCAGCAUCCUGACGGCCGUGUCCUACCUGAAGGGGCUCUGGAUGGAGUGCGUGUGGCACAGCACGGGCAUCUACCAGUGCCAGCUGUACCGCUCGCUGCUGGCGCUGCCCCGCGACCUGCAGGCCGCCCGCGCGCUCAUGGUCGUCUCCUGCCUGCUCUCGGGCCUGGCGUGCGCCUGCGCCGUCGUGGGCAUGAAGUGCACGCAGUGCGCCAAGGGCACGCCCGCCAAGACCACCUUCGCCACCCUCGGGGGCGUCCUCUUCAUCCUGGCCGGCCUCCUGUGCAUGGUGGCCGUCUCCUGGACCACCAACGACGUGGUGCAGAACUUCUACAACCCGCUGCUGCCCAGCAGCAUGAAGUUUGAGCUCGGGCAGGCCCUGUACCUCGGCUUCAUCUCCUCGUCCCUGUCGCUGAUCGGAGGCACGUUGCUGUGCCUGUCCUGCCAGGAGGGGGCGCCCUCCCGGCCCCCCCAGGCCCAGCCCCGGGCCACCGCGGCCACCGCGCCCUCCUACCGGCCGCCGGCCGCCUACAAGGACAACCGGGCCCCCUCGGUGACCUCGGCCUCGCUCAGCGGGUACAGGCUGAACGACUACGUGUGAGGCCCCCGAGGGGCUGCGCAGCCCCCCGAAAAGCGCCUGCACCCUGGACUGUUAAGUGACCCAGGGGUUCCCGCGCGAAGUUUACUUCCGGGCUAUUUUUGAAUCCAAGGAAAUAAUAUGAACAGGAGACAUGUGCUUAGAAAACAGGGAAGGAGAGGGAUAUGAGAAGAGAGGAGGAGAAAGCUUUACAUACCAAAGACUGAAAAACAAAAACAAAAAACGGAAAAAAAAAAAACAACCCACCUUUCUGUUUUUGUAUUUAUUGUAUGUAUUUGUGUGGGUGAUUUAAUAACAGCUUGGGAGAUUGGUCAGUGGAGGGGGCGGGGUAUUUGCAUUUCAGGAAUAAACGCUUCGGACAUGGCUGAUGACAGGGGUGGUGUGCAUUUCUCUUUCCAGACUCCACUCUGUCUGCUCAGCUGCUGCUGAUCUCAGCCAGCGCCCGGCUGGGCUCAGAGGUUGCAAAGCGGGGACAUGCACUGCGGAGUCCCACGCUCAGGGCCGUCUCGGAGGCACGUGGGAACAUGGGGCAGGGGGAUGCUCGAGCAGCAGUCCCGGCAUCUUGGCUUGAACUCAGAGGGUAAAGGGCUUCCUUGGAACACAGGUAGCUGAUAUGAAUUGCAAAAUAAGAGCAGUGUGAUUUCUACCAGCAAGCAAUAGGCCCCCACCGGUAAGGAAACCAAAGGAAGAAGGAAAAAAGACAAAGUAAAAA
Molecule: messenger RNA, 2060 nt
Organism: Choloepus didactylus (southern two-toed sloth)
Lineage: Eukaryota; Metazoa; Chordata; Mammalia; Pilosa; Megalonychidae
Gene: CLDN14
Product: claudin 14
Exons: 4
Coding region: 641-1351 (236 amino acids)
Biological process (GO): bicellular tight junction assembly; cell adhesion
Cellular component (GO): bicellular tight junction; plasma membrane
Molecular function (GO): structural molecule activity
Source: RefSeq, a predicted model, not a curated record